AUGGAAUUCAGCCUGAACAUUAUUCUCUUUCUAGCCUUACAUCUCGUGCCUGAGGUGCAAAGCUCAAUGGUAAAUUUGAAUAACAAUGGAUAUGAUGGCAUUGUCAUUGCAAUUAAUCCCAGUGUUCGAGAAGAUGAAAAACUCAUUCAAAACAUAAAGGAAAUGGUAACUGAUGCAUCUACUUACCUGUUUCAAGCUACCAAAAGAAGAGUUUUUUUCAGGAAUGUACACAUUUUAGUUCCAAUAACCUGGAAAUCAAAAUCUGAGUACUUAAUGCCAAAACAAGAAUCAUAUGACCAGGCAGAUGUCAUAAUCGCAAAUCCUUCUCUGAAAUAUGCAGAUGAUCCUUAUACACUGCAAUAUGGACAAUGUGGAGACAAAGGACAAUAUAUACAUUUUACUCCAAACUUCUUAUUGACUAAUAACUUAUCUGCUUAUGGGCCCCGAGGCAGAGUAUUUGCCCAUGAAUGGGCCCACCUUCGGUGGGGAGUAUUUGAUGAGUAUAAUGUGGAUCGGCCAUUCUAUAGUUCCACAAAGAAUACUAUUGAAGCAACAAGAUGUUCCACCCAAAUUACUGGCCGUAAGGUGGUUUUCAAGGAAUGCAAAGGAGGCAGCUGCAUAACCAGGCCAUGCAGAUGGGACUCACAGACGGGUCUGUAUGAAGCAAAAUGCACAUUCAUCCCAGACAAAUCUCAGCUUGCAAAGGAAUCCAUUAUGUUCAUGCAAAAUCUUGAUUCUGUGACUGAAUUUUGUACAGCAAAUACACACAAUACGGAAGCUCCAAACCUACAAAACAAAAUGUGUAAUCACAGAAGCACAUGGGAUGUAAUCAUGGACUCUGAGGAUUUUCAGAAUGCAUCUUCCAUGGCAGGAACGGAUCCGCCACCUCAUCCUAUAUUUUCUUUGCUCAGAGCCAAACAACGAGUAGUCUGUUUGGUACUUGAUAAAUCUGGAAGCAUGGACUCUGAAGACCGUCUCCUUCGAAUGAAUCAAGCAGCAGCACUGUACUUAAUUCAAAUUAUUGAAAGAGAAUCCUUGGUUGGGAUGGUCACUUUUGAAAGUACUGCUAAAAUCCAAAAUAAUCUAACAAAAAUAACUGAUGAUGACACUUACCAAAAGAUCACUGCAAACUUGCCUCAAGUUGCUGGUGGUGGAACCUCCAUUUGCAGUGGACUCAAAGCAGGAUUCCAGGCUAUUACUUACAGUAACCAGAAUACUUCUGGUUCUGAAAUCGUGUUACUAACAGAUGGGGAAGAUAAUGGAAUACAUUCAUGCUUCGAGGAGGUAAAACAAAGUGGUGCAAUCAUUCACACCAUUGCCCUGGGUCCUUCUGCUGCCAAAGAACUGGAGACCCUAUCAAGUAUGACAGGAGGGUAUCGCUUCUAUGCCAAUAAAGACAUAAAUGGUCUUAUUGAUGCUUUCAGCAAAAUUUCAUCCAGAAGUGGCAGCAUCUCUCAGCAAGCUCUUCAGUUGGAAAGUAAAGCCUUGAAUAUAACGGGAAGGAAAUGGAUAAAUGGUACAGUGCCCGUGGAUAGUACCAUUGGAAAUGAUACUUUCUUUGUUGUCACAUGGACAGUGCAAAAGCCAGAAAUUAUUCUUCAAGAUCCAAAAGGAAAAAAAUAUAAUACCUCUGAUUUCAAAGAAGAUAAGCUAAAUAGGCGGUCUGCCCGCCUUCGAAUACCAGGUGUUGCAGAGACAGGUACAUGGACUUACAGCCUUCGAAGUAAUCAUCCCAACUCUCAAUUAAUUACGGUGACAAUGACCACUCGAGCAAAAAGUCCCACCACACUCCCAGUAAUCGCAACUGCUCACAUGAGUCAAAAUACAGCACGUUACCCUAGCCCACUGAUUGUUUAUGCACGAGUCAGCCAAGGGUUUCUGCCUGUUCUGGGAAUCAAUGUAACAGCUAUCAUAGAAACUGAAGAUGGACAUCAAGUAACUUUAGAGCUCUGGGACAAUGGGGCAGGUGCUGAUACUGUCAAAAAUGAUGGCGUCUACUCAAGAUAUUUUACAGAUUAUCAUGGAAAUGGUAGAUACAGCUUAAAAGUACAUGCCCAGGCAAGACAAAACACAGCAAGGCUAAGUUUAAGGCAACAACAGAACAAAGCUCUGUAUAUACCAGGCUAUGUUGAAGAUGGUAAAAUCAUCCUGAACUCACCCAGACCUGAAGUCAAAGAUGAUUUGGCACAAGUUGAAGUAGAAGACUUUAGUAGACUAACCUCUGGAGGGUCCUUUACUGUGUCCGAAGCACCACCUAGUGGUGAUCAACAUCAUGUCUUCUCACCUGGUAAAAUUGUGGACCUGGAGGCCAAAUUUAAUGGAGAUUAUAUUCAACUUUCAUGGACUGCCCCUGGAUAUGUUCUUGAUAAAGGAAGAGCUGAGAGAUAUAUUAUAAGAAUAAGUGAGAGUUUCCUGGAUCUCCAAAAAGAUUUUGACAAUGCUACUUUAAUGAAUACUUCUCUUCUGAUACCUAAGGAGGCUGGAUCAACAGAAAAUUUUGAAUUUAAACCAGAACCAUUUAAAAUAGAAAAUGGCACCAAUUUCAAUAUUGCAAUCCAAGCCAUCUACCAAGGCAAUCUCACCUCAGAGGUUUCUAACAUUGCACAAGUAACCAAGUUCAUUCCUCCACAGGAACCUAGCAUCCCUGCUCUGGGUACCAAUACUGCAACCAGUUUGGCUAUUUUUGUAUUAGCUGUGAUCUUACCUAUAUUUUAA
Lepus europaeus (European hare) is the source of this 2715-nucleotide messenger RNA. RefSeq names its product calcium-activated chloride channel regulator 1-like. The record is from RefSeq and is a predicted model, not a curated record. The transcript is spliced from 14 exons. The coding region runs from base 1 to 2715 and encodes 904 amino acids. Gene Ontology annotation, biological process: chloride transport. NCBI's taxonomy places the organism in Eukaryota, Metazoa, Chordata, Mammalia, Lagomorpha, Leporidae. Gene Ontology annotation, molecular function: intracellularly calcium-gated chloride channel activity.